Molecule: messenger RNA, 601 nt
Organism: Hordeum vulgare subsp. vulgare (domesticated barley)
Lineage: Eukaryota; Viridiplantae; Streptophyta; Magnoliopsida; Poales; Poaceae
Product: histone H4
Exons: 1
Coding region: 75-386 (103 amino acids)
Biological process (GO): nucleosome assembly
Cellular component (GO): nucleosome
Molecular function (GO): DNA binding; structural constituent of chromatin; protein heterodimerization activity
Source: RefSeq, a predicted model, not a curated record
UCAUCGCCUCCUCACCAAACUCCACAGCGGCUCCAAAUCUCUCCUGCUAGGCAGCUUCCACCUCCUCUCCGACGAUGUCUGGGCGUGGCAAGGGCGGCAAGGGGCUCGGCAAGGGCGGCGCCAAGCGCCACCGGAAGGUGCUCCGCGACAACAUCCAGGGCAUCACCAAGCCGGCGAUCCGGAGGCUCGCGAGGAGGGGCGGCGUGAAGCGUAUCUCCGGGCUCAUCUACGAGGAGACCCGCGGUGUGCUCAAGAUCUUCCUCGAGAACGUCAUCCGCGACGCCGUCACCUACACCGAGCACGCCCGCCGCAAGACCGUCACCGCCAUGGACGUCGUCUACGCCCUCAAGCGCCAGGGCCGCACCCUCUACGGCUUCGGCGGCUGAGCGCCAUCGGCGCGCCGGCUCACCUGACUCUGCUGCUUCCUGCUUUUCUCUGUAGUCGUGCUUCCAACUUCUAGUUUGUCUAGUGAGAUCCAACUUCUAGUUGUAACUCCUAUCGUUUCGUUUAGCUGCAAUGGCAAGUUAAUUCCAAUCUCAGUAAAACCACCAUGUCUGAUUCUAGAAGGAAGAGAAAUUGAGUGACAGCUGAAGUUAAUUCU